Messenger RNA from Malania oleifera, 1965 nucleotides. RefSeq names its product dof zinc finger protein DOF1.4-like. Gene Ontology annotation, molecular function: DNA binding; DNA-binding transcription factor activity. The coding region runs from base 18 to 1346 and encodes 442 amino acids. Lineage: Eukaryota; Viridiplantae; Streptophyta; Magnoliopsida; Santalales; Ximeniaceae. The record is from RefSeq and is a predicted model, not a curated record. Gene Ontology annotation, biological process: regulation of DNA-templated transcription. The transcript has 2 exons.
GAUGUGUGUCUGAGGGAAUGUGUAAUGAUGGCAGUGGAGAAAAUCCCUUGGGACACUACAAAAUCCGUUUGUUCCGCCAAACAAUCCUCCCUUUCCCAUUCUUUUUCCUUACCCAUGAGCUGCACACCACAUGGGACCACGAUCUCUCUCUCUCUCUCUCUCUCUCUCUCUCUCUCUCUCUCUCUCUCUCGUAUUUGAGCAAGCACAUCAACAAGGACUCGCGUCGUCUCCUGCUCCUUGUCAUCUUACUCUGUGCUUCAACGAUUCCUUUGAAGGAGAAAAUGUUGGGUAACAUUGAGAAGACACUACCCAUCUCUUCAACUUCUAACCAAAACCAAUGGUCACAGAAUCACAUGACCAUAGAUGAGAACAAGGGCGGCUUGAUGGAGAAACCCGCAGUGCAGCAACCCCUCAAUUGUCCUCGCUGCGAUUCUUCCAACACCAAGUUUUGCUACUACAACAACUACAGCUUGUCUCAGCCAAGGCACUUCUGCAAAGCUUGUAAGCGGUACUGGACCAGGGGGGGCACCCUCAGGAACGUGCCAGUGGGCGGUGGGUGCAGGAAGAGCAAGCGUGUAAAGCGGCCAGCUGCUGCUUCCUCCGCCCUGGACGCGCCUCCAUCAGCUUCCACUGCUGCAGUUUGCAAUUUAAGCAAUAUCACUCAAACCCAGAUGGAUAUUUCUGCUGCAGCCUCAAGCACUCAUGUAACUAAUCAUCAGCCUUUGUUCUAUGGAUUACCCAGUGAAAGUAUUAAUCAUUCUGAGAUGAAUCUUCUUUUUCACCCAAGGUUCAAUUCUGGGUAUGACCAGCAUGAUCUCCAGCUCCAAUUCAGUGGUCUUGGGUCGCUAGAGUUUCCAACUGGGCUCUUGGGUAGUAGUGAUCAGUACCGAAAUGGGUUUAGAAAUAAUUCGAGUAAGCAAAUCAGUGAUGGGGUUGCUUCAAAUAAUUCGAUUCUUUCUUCCUACUCCAUCUUUGGAUCUAAUUCAUCUUUUACUUCUUCUACUACUACUACAACUACUACUACUACGCCAGCAAUGGCUACUUUGAUUGCUUCUACCCUACAGCACCAAAAAUUUUUCAGCAAUGCGAAGGAAACUCGAGCGGAUCAUAACCAUUUUCAGGGUUUAGUACUGCCCUUUGAAGGCCUGCAGGCGGCCGGGAGCUGCAGCGAAGCCGGGAUUUCGUUGAAGGAAGUGAAACUGGAAGAAGGGCAAAACAGGUUUGAGUGGAAUAAUAUUAACCCUAAUAUUCAGAAUCAAAUGGAGCAACUUGGGUCAUCUGAUCCUUCUCUUUACUGGAAUGCUGCAACUGUUGGUGCUUGGCCUGAUCUCACCAACAUGGGUUAAUUUUUUUUUUUCACCUCCGUCUUUUUCUUUUUCAAUCAUCAUCUUGGUCUUUCGUAGCUAUAGUUAGAUUUGUGCUGAUUAUUUCUGCUUGUAGUGGAUUAAUUAUGGCUGCAGCCAAUUAAAGUGGGGAUAAGAGUCCUAAAAAAUAAACUAAAUGGAAAGAAAAAAAAAAGAGACAAAGGCAAAUCUAUCGAAGCGAGCAUGGGAGAAGAUUGGAUCGGAGCGAUCAUGUCAGCUGCAAAACAUAUUCAUCGGCCUGUUAUUUUUAUGAUCAAGGGUUGAGAAGCUUAUUUGCUCUGAGAGGAACCUCGGAUCCUCUUCUUCUCAUCGAUCACCUCAGGUAUCAUCAUUCUCUACAUGGCUAGGGUUGAAAGUACUGGGUUUAUUUUCUUUGGAGAAAUUAAGGAUCCUAAGGUGCAAGUUCCUAUAUAUAGUGUAGUAGGUUUCGGUUUUCUACCGUAUGUAUAUAUAUCAAUGACAUUUUCUUUUCUUUUGUAAUGUAUUUGUCUUUAGAUUUGGGAGUGUAUGGGGGAAAUACAUGUUGCAAUGGGUCCUCAAAGAAUCAUUUGAGGAAGCUAAUAGCUUUUCUUAUAAAAGAAUUUAAACCUUUUCUCUGACA